ACGGCGGCGCGCGCGCUCGCUGUGUGCCAGAUGACGGGCCUGGACGUGGAGAAGGACCAGAUCCUGGAGAUGGCGUGUCUCAUCACGGACUGCGACCUCAACGUGCUGGCCGAGGGCCCGCACCUCAUCAUCAAGCAGCCCGACGAGCUCCUGGACGGCAUGUCCGAGUGGUGCAAGGAGCACCACGGCAAGUCUGGCCUGACCAAGGCCGUGAAGGAGAGCAAAAUUUCRUUGCAGCAGGCGGAGUACGAGUUCCUGUCCUUCGUCCGGCAGCAGACACCGCCUGGGCUCUGCCCUCUUGCAGGUAACUCUGUUCACGCAGAUAAGAAAUUCCUUGACAAGUACAUGCCUCAGUUCAUGAGGCACCUGCACUACCGCAUCAUUGAUGUGAGCACUGUCAAAGAGCUCUGCAGACGCUGGUACCCGGAGGAAUAUGAAUUUGCACCAAAGAAGGCAGCCUCGCACAGAGCGCUCGAGGACAUCAGGGAAAGCAUCAAAGAACUCCAGUUCUACAGAGACAGCAUCUUCAAGAGGAAAGCGGAGGAAAAGAAAAGAAAACUCAUAGAGAACGGAGAAAGUGAUAAAAGUGCCAGCUGAUCUCUCUGCUCGCAGUGCCGCCCGGCAGCCUCGACUACACAUACCUCCUGGUUCUUUUUGGUUUGCUGUUCUUUUGGGAAGCUGCGCCCUUCCGUUACCUUGUUUCCUACCCGUUAUUCAAGUGCAGAGCAAAGUCUGAYUUACUGCCAAUUUUCUGUUUGAGCAAGAAAUCUGCCCGUUUAAGUCUCAGCAGCUCCUUCGUUUCUAUGUACUAGGGAAAACCUGCUGUUUGAUACUCCUCUCGAUCUGGUUUGAGACGCAACCUUUCGCUGCCCAAUAAAACCA
This is a messenger RNA of Nothoprocta perdicaria, 882 nucleotides long. RefSeq names its product RNA exonuclease 2 (gene REXO2). NCBI's taxonomy places the organism in Eukaryota, Metazoa, Chordata, Aves, Tinamiformes, Tinamidae. The transcript is spliced from 6 exons. Gene Ontology annotation, molecular function: nucleic acid binding; 3'-5'-RNA exonuclease activity. The record is from RefSeq and is a predicted model, not a curated record. Gene Ontology annotation, cellular component: mitochondrion. The coding region runs from base 31 to 597 and encodes 188 amino acids.